AUGAACCGUGCGAGGGAUGAUUCUGUCAUUUUAGAUUGGUUUAAUGGUCAAUUACUAUCAAAGGUUCAAUGUCUCAUUUGCGCAAGAGCCUCCAAUACCUUUGAUGAAUUCAUGUACCUCUCAGUUCCAGUUCCAGAGGAUGGCCCAUCUGACUUGAUGCAUUGCAUGAAACAGUUCUUUAAACCCGAGCGACUUUUGGGAAGUAGUCAAUGGCUGUGCCCUCGAUGCGAAGUACCCCGCGAGGCUCAAAAGACCUUCGAGAUUUGUCGUUUCCCCGAUUACCUCAUCAUUCACCUCAAAAGGUUUGCACCUCAUUCUCUUGAUAAAAAUAAAACUUGGUUUAUAUGCGUCCUUUUAACGUCUCUUUAUUGUCAUUUUUUAUAA
Molecule: messenger RNA, 384 nt
Organism: Rodentolepis nana
Lineage: Eukaryota; Metazoa; Platyhelminthes; Cestoda; Cyclophyllidea; Hymenolepididae
Source: the annotation of a GenBank genome assembly